GGUGCGAAGCGUGAGAGAGAGAGAAACGUACGCGAGGGAGAGGAGAGGGGAGGAGGGGAGAGCUGCUCCGAUCUCGCCAUUUCGCUCCCGCCCCGAUGCGAUCUCGCCAAACCCUAAUCGCCACCAGCCGGGCGCCGCAGCCGGAGUGGUAGGCGGGGGGCGGGGGCCGGAUGCGGCCGUGAGGUCCGGGGCGACAGCCGCCAUGGGGGCCGCCGACAAGUGGCUCCUGCCGCUCGUGUCCGUGUCGUUCGUCUCGCUGCUGCUCUUCCUAUCCGCGCUGUCCGGCUUCUCCGCCUCCUCGGCGCUCUUCGCGCGCCUCCCGCCGCCGUCCUACGUCCGCCGCGGGGCCGCCGCGCCACCGUCCUUCGCGUACCUGCUCUCCGGGGGCCGAGGGGACGGGAGGAAGCUGCUGCGGCUCAUGCUCGCGGUCUACCACCCGAGGAACCGCUACCUGCUCCACCUCUCCGCGGAUGCGCCGGACUCCGAGCGGGCCGAGCUGGCCGCCGCCGUCGCGCGCUCCGCCCCCGCCGUCCGCGCCUUCGGGAACGUCGAUGUCGUCGGCCGCCCCACCGCUGGCACGCCGAUGGGAUCCUCCGGCCUGGCUGCCACGCUCCGUGCCGCUGCCGCGCUGCUGCGCCUGGAUUCCGAGUGGGACUGGUUCGUCACGCUCAACGCCGCCGACUAUCCCCUUGUCACCCAGGACGACUUGAUUCAUGUCUUCUCCUCUGUGCCAAGGCAUCUCAACUUCAUCGAUCACAGUAGUGACAUUGGAUGGAAAGAAUCUCAGAGAGUGCAACCAAUCAUAGUAGAUGCUGGAAUAUACUUGGCAGGAAGAAACCAGUUCUUCCAAGCAACAGAAAAACGUGAUACUCCGGAUGGUUUCAAAUUCUUCACAGGUUCACCAUGGGUCAUUCUGAAUCGGCGCUUUAUCGAAUAUUGCAUUUUUGGUUGGGAGAAUCUCCCUCGAACUCUUCUCAUGUACUUCACAAACGUAAUGCUUCCUCAGGAAGGGUAUUUCCACUCAGUUGUAUGCAACUCAGGCUUCCGUAACUCCACUGUUAACAACGAUAUGCACUAUAUGGUGUGGGAUGAUCCACCUCAGAUGGAACCCCAUUUUCUGAACAUCACACAUUAUGAUGAGAUAGCGGAGAGUGGAGUGCCUUUUGCUAGAAAGUUUCGGGAGAAUGAGCCACUGCUUGACAAGAUUGAUGAUAGAAUACUCCGGCGUUGGCGUCACAGACCUGUACCUGGUGCCUGGUGCACAGGCAGAAAAAAGUGGUUCAACGAUCCAUGCUCCCAGUGGAGCAAUGUCAACAUUGUAAGACCUGGCCCCCAAGCUGAGAAGUUCCGCAAACAUAUGAAUCAGAUCUUAGAGGAAUCAUUGUCAGGCAACAACUCAUGCACACAAUAGCAGAAUUGAAGCGUGAGACUUCACUUCCCACAGUUGAAGCGAUGAGCUUUUCUCAUUUUGCACAGAGGGGCUCUCCAUGUCUCUAGAACUUCGGCACUUGCUUCCACAGCGAACAUUUUUGCACCUGGGUUACAAGCACACGUCCAAAGGUGAGAUGGGUUUAUUCUUUCCAGAUUUUUUGGUAACUGUCAUGGCUUCAAGGGCCUCAGUGCAUAGUGCGUACUAGCUUGGUUGGAAGCCAGAGAGCUUAUGGUUGGAGCACCGAAGCUAAUAGGCAGUGUAAUUAUUAGUGAUCAGUUGAAUGACUUGUGUGACUGUUUAUAGAACUGAUGGAAUUAUGGGUGCUCCCAUACAGAAUUGAGAAAAAUGAAGAGUGGCAAAUGUUGGUUGGAUUAUU
Oryza brachyantha (malo sina) is the source of this 1808-nucleotide messenger RNA. Its product is annotated as beta-glucuronosyltransferase GlcAT14A. Gene Ontology annotation, molecular function: glucuronosyltransferase activity. NCBI's taxonomy places the organism in Eukaryota, Viridiplantae, Streptophyta, Magnoliopsida, Poales, Poaceae. The transcript has 4 exons. The record is from RefSeq and is a predicted model, not a curated record. Bases 203 to 1411 code for a protein of 402 amino acids. Gene Ontology annotation, cellular component: membrane.